AUGAGUGAAAAUCAAACCCCUCCGCCGGAGAAAGCCCACCUUCGAAAAGAAAGGAGGAAAGCACGAGAAAAAGGACAGCCUUAUACAACUAUUAAAGGAAAAAAGUACCAGAUUUUCGGAGUAGCUUCCAGGAAACUACAAACUAUUCAAACAAAAAAGAAACAGGGAUGCUUGGUUUACAAAGAUAUUAAAGGUCAGAAUCCACAUUCACAUGAACAUAAAGUUAAGUUCACAGAAAAUGAUUGCAAUCUAGUUCGACACCACAUUAAUUCGUUUCCCAGUAAUUUACUUUGUAAAAAAAAAGAGUUUUAUUGCUCAAUAGAUUUAAAGUACUUGGUUGGUGGACAUAGUUACAUGAACUGCGACCGGGACUUAGGUCUCACUGAAAAGCGGCGCAAAACAUGCAAAGCAAUGGUCCCAAAAUAUCUUGAACAUGUUGUUGCUACUGAGGAUUUUACAGAUUUCAAAGAGCUUGCUAAGAAGUACCUCAACACUAAAAACCUUGGAAUCGGUAAAAUUUUACAUUUUCGUAUUUCGCACAAGAAUCCUGGUAUUGUAAAAGUGGCAUCAGUUUUGGUAAAGGAAAGUGAUAAUAUGGUAACUUGGGACAAGGUAGAUGUUCUAAAGAAAAAUGCAAAUCUUGAAGAUCUUCCCGAUGUGGAUGAGUUACCAAAAAUUCAGUUCAAAUAA
Psylliodes chrysocephalus is the source of this 690-nucleotide messenger RNA. Lineage: Eukaryota; Metazoa; Arthropoda; Insecta; Coleoptera; Chrysomelidae. The record is from the annotation of a GenBank genome assembly.